UCUGCCCCUCUUUUCUCCUUCAACACACACAAAUUCAUCAUUAUGGGUUUCUUCGAUCUCAACAUACCCUACUAUGAAUCCGAUAGAAACAUCGUUACAGAUAAAAAAACCCUAAAGACCAUACGUCUCAAGCUCAUAAUCAAGGCUAUGGAAUUGGGUUACACAGGAAUCGCAUACAAUCUUACUUUCAGAGGUGUAAUGUCGGAAUCGGAUCGUUGUUGUAUCCCUUUAUUCCCUCUUUCUUCUGUUUUGAAACUUGCACCUUCACUUUCCUCAGCUGUAGAGUUCCACAGAAAGCUCUUAAAUGUACCCGUUUCUGCCCCUUUUCGGCAGUAUACGCGUUUGACGGUGGUAGUUGAUAGUUCGUCUCAGGCUUCAGCUCUUAAUUUUGGAAAUCCUAUUCUGAAAAGCUAUGAUAUUGUUGCCGUGAGACCCCUCAAUCAGCAGGCGUUUGAACAGGCUUGCCAGGUUUCUGAGGUGGACAUAAUUGCUAUUGAUUUCUCGGAUAAGUUGCCAUUUAGGUUGAAGCAAUCUAUGGUUAAAGCUGCAAUUCAGCGUGGAGUAUAUUUUGAGAUUACUUACUCAAGUCUUAUUUUGGAUGCCCAAAUGAGAAGGCAAACUAUAUCUAAUGCUAAGUUGCUGGUGGAUUGGACUCGAGGAAAGAAUCUUCUUUUCUCCAGUGCUGCUCCUUCUGUUACCGAACUUAGAGGGCCUUGUGAUGUAGCUAAUUUGGCAUCUUUGCUCGGUCUCCAACUGGAACGUGCUAAAGCAGCGCUUUCCAAAAAUUGUAGAGCUGUUAUAACUAAUGCUUUAAGGAAAAAAUGUUACCACAAGGAGGCAAUUAAGGUUGAACCAAUAACAUCGGGCAUCAAGGAACCUGAAUUUGAUGAUUGGCUCAACAAAUGGGAUCCUAUCUCUAGUGGUGAGGGUGAUUUGCUGUUAGACGACAUUAAGAAAUCUUUUUCUGUCUCCAGAAAUGUACCAAAAGAAGUGAAGCCCAUCGACUUUAGUUCGACUGUGAAUAACCUUCCUGCACAUGGGCUCCAGAUUAAAGAUUUGAUAUCUUCAACAGUGUUGGGGCAGGUUCCUGUGGAUGCUAUUGCUGAAUUAGCAGGUGUUCAGGUGGAUGAGAUGACUCUUCCAAGUUCUGGGAUAUCACAACAACCAGGUGGUGUCAAUUUUCUGCCUGUAGAAUGUUCAAUUCUAGAAGAUGAUACGGAUAAAAACCAACAGGGUUCUGGUUCUGAAAAAGUUGGGGUGCCAUGUUUGUCCAUUGCUCCUCUAAAUGAUGCUGCUAAUUUGGAUAAAGAAGAGGAAAACGGUAGGAUUGAUAAUGAGGAUAUACAAUUUACAAUGAAGUUAGAUAUAAAAGAUACAUCUGGGACCAAAAUGCAUGAUUUGCAAACAGAAACUAGUCCAGUUAGUUGUGAAGGGAAUGCUGUCUUGCUAGAUGGUGUGACAAUCCACACCUGCAGAAGAGAUAUGGAAGUCAGAGAAAAUAGUAUGAUUGACAAUGAGGAAAUGAAAAUUACAGGUAAGUUACACGUGCAGGAUACUUCUUCUGAGAACAUAAUACAUGAUUUUCAACUUGGAACUUAUUCAGCUAGUAGUGAUGGUGCCUUGCCAGAGAGUGCAGCAAACUAUACUUGCAGAACAGAUUCUGAAGUCACUCUUUCUGCUAGUUCUUCCUUUGCGGAUGCUACACUUUCAAAGGAUGAGACUUUCACUGGUUCAAAUGUUCAGCAGCUUGGGAUCUCAGGUAGCUUCCACACAGAGUCCCAUGAUCAAAAUGGUGCAGAUGGUGUAGCCUUGAUUGAGGCACGAGUUAACAAUCCAACUGUGAAAGAACAAUUUAGGGAGAUGAGGUAUCAUUCUACUACCUUACCUGCUGGAUCAUUCAACAGUGAGCAUAGCAAUCCAAUGGAAGUGGAUAAUGAUUAUUUAGUUGCUGAGAAGGUGCCAAGCAAAGAUGUAACAGAGGGUGAACUGAACCACACUGGUGAUAGUGCUGGACUAAGUCAUCAGAUCCUGGGUGGAUCUUUGUCAGGGAAUAUGAAACGUAGGACAUCUUAUCGGCCUUCUUUGUUUCCUUUCAAACGCUUGUUGACUCGUAGGCCUUCCACUUUCAGAGGCUGAAUCAGCUUACGACUUCGUGAGUUGUAGUGCCUCUUCUCGUAUUCUCUCAAUCUGGAAAGAUAGCUUUGGCUGGUUAAUGCAGACAGGACGAAACAUUAGGGACAGAGAAGUAAUUUUCAGCACAUGUAAAUA
Molecule: messenger RNA, 2268 nt
Organism: Solanum verrucosum
Lineage: Eukaryota; Viridiplantae; Streptophyta; Magnoliopsida; Solanales; Solanaceae
Exons: 7
Coding region: 43-2136 (697 amino acids)
Biological process (GO): tRNA processing
Cellular component (GO): nucleolar ribonuclease P complex
Molecular function (GO): RNA binding
Source: RefSeq, a predicted model, not a curated record